This is a messenger RNA of Dentiscutata erythropus, 414 nucleotides long. The record is from the annotation of a GenBank genome assembly. NCBI's taxonomy places the organism in Eukaryota, Fungi, Glomeromycota, Glomeromycetes, Diversisporales, Gigasporaceae.
AUGCCAUUCUACCUAACAUAUGGUCGAGAUACAAGACAGCCCAUUCAAUCAAAUGAAAGUGUUGGGAAAACUAUGGCUCAAAGAGCGCAGAAUAGGCAAAAACAGCUUCACGAUAGAAAAAUUCAGAAUAUUACUGAAUUUGGAAUAGGAGAAAAACCAAGGUCAAAACUUCAAUCUAUUUUAUCUUUACAACAUCCAAAAAAAAAAAAAUUGGAUAUCCAUGCAAUCAUUAGAGAUAUAACCUCUCCUGUCCCUUCUGGUGUUCUUGUAACUCCACCUUCAUUUGUAGUGCUACCUCCAUUUGCGGAGACCCAUGAUCUCGUAGAAAGCGUGGAUGUGACUCAUACGGCCUUGCUGCGGGCCAUUCGAUCUCCAACAAUUGGUCCUCUAAUAUUCAUGGAACUCACAUUUUAA